CAUUUUGCGCCAUCUUCCUCGCCUUCUCCGUAAGUCCACCUCCCUCCCGACUCCUCCACCAAAAUCCCAAACCCUAGCUCCCCAGGCUCAGAUCCCUCGACCUUCAGUCCUCGAGCGCCGCACGCACCAUGCGGAUCCGCAGGAACGCCUCCCGCCUCCUAGGCUCUGCGUACUCCGCCUCCGCCUCCGCCUCCGCCGCCCCGACCGUUGAUGCGGCGCCUCGGUUCGACCUGCUGCCGCCGCCGCCGCCGCCGCACCCGGCGCCGUGCUCCGCGCCCGAAUCCAGCGGCGGGCCCGGCUUCUCGAGCCCCUCUGCUUCCUGUGCGGAGCCCUGUCAGCUCAACCGCUCCCCAUGGGACCUCAUCGCCGACCUCUCCCUCUCCGACCAAAAGGAGGAGGAUGAGCUCGUCGACAAGUACUUUGUCCAUGUCACGACCCGGGCGAGCUGGCUCUUCUCGGCCACCAUGCCAGCUACUACCUCCACCAAGAAGAAGAAGGAGAAGAAGGAGAAGCUGCCUGCUGCAGCCUACGGGGAUAGCAAGCAGCUGAGGCGUGAGGUUGUGAAAAGACCUGCAAUGAAUAAUAAGGAGGAGGAGGACAAGACUAAGAAGAAAGCGAAGGUCAAGAAAGAGGAGGGGCAGGAUCAGGAUGGGGCAGCACGGGUCUGGAUGUGCAAGAAGAACGACGGCAGACGCUGGCACUGCAACCGGCCAGUGAGCCAACCCGACAGCCUCUGUGAGUACCAUUUAGUGCAGAAGCGCUCCUACUUAAACCCCGAUUUCGAGUUCCAGUCCGUGGCAGAAUCGGAGAAGCCGAAGCCGAAGCCGAAGCCGGCGCUGGCGCCGGUGCAAGCAGCAGCUGCCUCCAAGUCCUCCACCAGCAGCAAGCCACGGAAGAAGAAGAAGAAGCCUGUAAAUGACUGCAGUGCGACUGAGGGCUUCUACUACUAUGCUGGGUUCGGUCCAUUCCGGAGCAAGAGGCAGUGUAGAAGCGGUGGCAUGAACGAACCUCUGCCUGCAAAGCAAGAAGAGGAGGAGAAGGAGGAAACGCCUGAAGAUGCUUCUGAUCCUACAGACGAGGCAGCACCUGAGGUCGUUGAUGAAUUUACCAAUCAGCAGGCUGCAUGUCAACAUGUGUCUAGUUGCGACAACGACGACAUAGCAGGGAUCGCCGGCGUCGACGAACAGAGCAGCGAUGACGACUACGACGGGAUUGGUAUUGCUGGCUGCAACAUGGAUGAUGCAACUGUUGAUCCCCAGGCUAGCAGUGGUGAUGGGAAGAGGAAGGCCCCAUGGAAGCGGUGGAGGAAGCCUGUGAAGGCCCGGUCCCUCAAGUCUUUGAUGUGAGCAAGCGCCUGCGUACUCUUGCAUCUCUCCAUCGGCAGCAGCUUGGCUUUAUUAGCUUAAUUUCUGUUCCUUGAAUUUUAAUUUUAUUAGCUGUUGAUUGCAUUGACUCGCUAUUUGACUUUUUCGUGUUGGUUGUUUUCCGUGGUUAAACAUAUUGGUGGUUGUCGUUCGUGUUAGAGGUCUUGGAAGGAUCAGAGAACAUCUGUUUUCGUGUUCGGGUCUUGGAAGGAAUAUUGUGAUUAAUUCGUUCUCCUUGCGUUUGA
This is a messenger RNA of Sorghum bicolor (sorghum), 1609 nucleotides long. Its product is annotated as triadin. The transcript has 2 exons. Bases 129 to 1346 code for a protein of 405 amino acids. The record is from RefSeq and is a predicted model, not a curated record. NCBI's taxonomy places the organism in Eukaryota, Viridiplantae, Streptophyta, Magnoliopsida, Poales, Poaceae.